Messenger RNA from Impatiens glandulifera, 873 nucleotides. RefSeq names its product inorganic pyrophosphatase 2-like. The transcript has 4 exons. The record is from RefSeq and is a predicted model, not a curated record. Bases 28 to 858 code for a protein of 276 amino acids. NCBI's taxonomy places the organism in Eukaryota, Viridiplantae, Streptophyta, Magnoliopsida, Ericales, Balsaminaceae. Gene Ontology annotation, molecular function: phosphatase activity.
UAAUAACCUGUUUUGUGCUUUGGAGAUAUGGAAGACAUUGUAAUUGUGUUCGACUUCGACAAGACCAUCAUAGAACUAGACAGCGACAAUUGGGUCGUCGAUGAAUUGGGUGCUACCGAUUUGUUCAAUCAACUCCUUCCCACCAUGCCUUGGAACACCCUCAUGGAUGUGAUGAUGAAUGAGCUUCAUUCACGUGGGAAAACCAUUGCCGAUAUUGUCAAUGUGCUCAGCCGUUCUCCGAUACAUCCCCGCGUCAUUCCCGCAAUCAGAACCGCUUAUGCUCUGGGGUGUGAUUUGAGGGUAGUAAGUGAUGCCAAUUUGUUCUUUAUCGAAACCAUUCUGAACAGUCUCGGGAUUCGUCAAUGUUUUUCGGAGAUCAAUACGAAUCCCGGCUACGUUGAUGAUGAGGGAAGAUUAAGGAUUUCUCCUUAUCAUGAUUUUCAUUCUUGCUCUCAUGGCUGCGAUCUUUGCCCACCAAACAUGUGCAAGGGUAAGAUAAUAGAGAAAAUGCAAGCUUCAUUAGUGGAGGAAGAGAUGUCUAUGAAGAAGAAGAGGAUCAUCUAUCUUGGUGAUGGAGCUGGAGACUUUUGCCCGAGUUUGAGAUUGAGAGAAGGAGUUGAUUUCAUGAUGCCAAGGAAGAACUUCCCUGUUUGGGAUUUGAUUUGCAAGAACCGGAUGCUUGUCAAGGCAGAGGUGCAUGAGUGGAAUGAUGGAGAAGAAUUGGAGAGGGUUUUGCUCUUCUUAAUUCAUAAGAUCAGCUUGGAACAAGAAGAAGAGGCACUACUACAUUCAAUCACCACCGAAGUUAGGUUGCUCGAUAGGAUGCCUCCAUGCCCAAGACUCAAUUUAACAAUUUGAAAUAUGCAUGUAUCU